Molecule: messenger RNA, 2730 nt
Organism: Oreochromis niloticus (Nile tilapia)
Lineage: Eukaryota; Metazoa; Chordata; Actinopteri; Cichliformes; Cichlidae
Gene: irak4
Product: interleukin-1 receptor-associated kinase 4
Exons: 11
Coding region: 228-1613 (461 amino acids)
Biological process (GO): protein phosphorylation; signal transduction
Molecular function (GO): protein serine/threonine kinase activity; magnesium ion binding; ATP binding
Source: RefSeq, a predicted model, not a curated record
GCGGAGACCUUUUGUGGGCCAGCCCUGCUGGUUACGUUUGGGGAAGUUGCUCAAUAUCGGAAAACACUGUUUUUUUAGGUAUGUGAGCAAAACAUAACUGUUUGCGAUUUUUCUGGAUUAAAGAAUCCACUCGAUGGAGUAUAAUUAACGUCUUCAGGUCUAAGAUCAUGACAACAUGACUGUUAGAUAAAACCCAAUCUCGGGUUUGGUCACAAGUUCCCCGCAGAAUGGAUAGUUCAGUAACUUCCGCUACUUAUAUUCGUAACCUCGGUUAUUGUUUACGUCGCAAGUUGUCCGAUUUUUUGGAUCCUCAGGACAGGUGGAAAGAAGUUCUUGUAGAUAUACAGAAACCGAGCGGGGAGCCGAGGUAUUCCCAGCUUCAUGUCAGGAGAUUUGAGGGUCUUGUUGCACAGGGUCGCAGUCCCACAAUGGAGCUGCUCAAUGACUGGGGGACCACCAAGAGCACAGUGGGUGAACUUGUGGACAUUUUGAAGAGUCACGAGUUACUGGCUGCUGCCAAUGUUCUGCUACCCGAGUCCAGUCCAUUGGAGACACAGCUGACUCCUUUAAAAACCCGAAGCACUGCUUCAACCAGACUGCUGGAAGAGAGAGAUGUGCAGCAGCCUGUCACCACUGUGCUGCAGCUUCGGACGCCAGAGGAGAACACCGAACCAAUACACACAGGCUUCUCCAGUUUCUUAUAUAGUGACCUGAUGAGGAUCACAGGCAACUUUGAUGACCGGUCCACGUCAGCUGGUGGCAGCCGAAUUGGAGAGGGAGGCUUUGGGACGGUAUACAAAGGUCUCCUGGAUGACAAACCAGUUGCAGUGAAAAAACUCAAUCCAGUGGACGACAUGCCACUGGACAAGUUGCAAGAUCAGUUCAACCAAGAGAUCCAGACUCUGAAAGUGUUGAAACACGAGAACUUGGUUGACAUGGUUGGAUUUUCCUGUGACGAACAGCACCUGUGUUUAGUGUACGCUUUCAUGGCCAAUGGAUCUUUAUUAGACCGACUGGCUUGCUUUGAAGGAAGUCCUCCACUUUCCUGGCACCACAGGUGCUUGAUAGCAGAAGGAACAGCCAAAGGUUUGGAGUAUCUGCACUCCAACCAUCACGUCCACAGAGAUGUUAAAAGUGCGAACAUUCUGUUAGAUGAACAAUUUGUGGCCAAAAUCUCAGACUUUGGUCUGACGAGAGCAUCGGCCAAGCGAACAUCGACGACCAUGAUGACUGAGAGGAUCGUGGGUACCCGUGCGUACAUGGCACCGGAGGCGCUAAGAGGAGAGAUCACACCAAAAUCCGAUGUCUUCAGUUUUGGAGUGGUGUUGUUAGAAAUAUUGUCUGGACUCCCGCCAGUUGAUGAAAACCGGGAGCCACAGUUCUUGAUGGAGAUGAGGUAUGACAUAGACGAUGAAGAUGAGGAGCUGACUCUGGAGGAUUUUGUGGACAAAAAAAUGAAAGACUGGGAGCUGAGCCAGGUGGAGAGUAUUUACUCCUUGGCAUGCAACUGCCUCCAUGACAGGAAAAACAGACGGCCUGUCAUCAGACAGGUUUACGCAGAGAUUCACGGAGUCGUCAAAAACAUUGCACUGGAUCUUGAUAGAAAGGCGUGAAGCAAAGCAUCGUGGGAAUUCUGAGCUUGCUUCAAAUCACACUGCAGACUGACAGAAGAAUUACUGCACUGCAAAGCUUUAACUAUGUUUUUUUUAAAGGCUUGUAGCUUAUGUGUGCAAUUGCUGUAAAAAUACUGCUGAAUACAUUUCUGUGAGGCUUUUAAACAAAUCUAAUGGCCGAACUCUUUCAGAAUGCUGACUGCGGUUAUUCUCGCCACUGUUAAAUGUAUUUAUUACGAACAAUUAAAGAAAUAAAGUGAAAGAAAACGUGAUUUAAAUAUUUUAUUUUUCUUCUUUAAAAGAAUUAUAAGAAAACAUAAGACCAAACAUGAUUUUUUUUCUAUUAUAAUGACACUGUAUGAACAUAAAGGGAUAUUCCCUUCAAACAUGAGGUGAGCGAAGUAGUUUGCCUAAUAUUAAUCAGUACAUCAGUGGAUGUGGCAACAUUUUGAUCAAGGUAAUUAUAUUAUUCCCUUUCCCAUCCAGUAGCGUGGCAUUCCCUGUCAUUAUGGAAACCAGAAAAGCUGGAAAAGCUUCCUUCCUUGUGAAAUCUGAAAUGUGUGGAUGUAAUAUUUCUGGAAGCCCCAGUUCUUUCACUGUGAUCCUUACCGACGUGGACAUCUACCUCAACAGACCAGACUGUUUCUUAAUCAAAGAGCAUCACACAGCUACAAUAUGUACAUUUACAGCACUUGCAUAGAAAAAUAAGUAUCUCAGCAGAUGAUUUUUUUCAUGUAAACCACAGUUAUAUCAAAAAAGAAGUCAAUUUUUUUCCCCCAAUAUAAAAUGGACUGUUAAAAUGAAUCGUCAGACACAAGUUUGAGAAUUUUUUUUUUUCUGCUUUGGAGCACCUCAUUGUGCGAACAGUAGGAGACAAAUAAUCAACACAUUAGACACAGAAACAUUAAUUGACACGAGGAGGAAUGGAAGUUAGGAAUUUGAGCACGUGAACACAAAAUGGGGUCUUUUCAUCAUAUUGGCGAAAGUUCACAUUAGUUACACUAACAUUUUUGAAGUCUCAGAGCUGGCAACGAUGUGAAAAUUAAAAAAAAACAACCUCAUCUUUGACUUGGUUUGGGCCUCUCUGAAUUAUAGUAAAAGGAUUGUUAUGAAUGUA